UUUAUUUUUAUAUUAUUAAAACGUAAAUUAAUAGAACGAAAUUAUUUUCAGCUAAUGUCAUUAAGUAUCACGAUUACCAUUCCAUCUUGGCAUCAGAAACUACACUGUAACAUUUCUUUAAUUCAUAAUUCCGAUCGAUAUAUUGAUUAAUUCUGUAAAACUCGCACUGAUUCGCGUUUUAUCAUCAGUGGUUUCGCAACACGUCUACGGAAACGCUAAUAGCAGUGAUCGAGGCAGGAAGGACGGGGGUCUCGCUGAAAAGGAAACGCAAGUUCACUUUGUAUCUGGAGAUUCGACCGUGCGGUGCUAAGAAACAUUGGGCUCUUCAGCAUUUAUCAUUAAUUGUGAUUAAACAACGAGUGGAUCAAAUCGAAUAGGGAUUAAUUGGAAGAAAUAAGUUUGCAAGAAGACAUGGCAGAGCAGGCUCCGAAGUACGAGCUCUUGUCAAAGGAGAAGACGAAGGAAAUGUUGGAGCUGUUUAAAGGAGAAAGAACCGGUUGGGUGCUGGUGGGCCCGGAAAAGUACUUUUUCCCAUCUAAUUAUAUACAGCAAGGUGCAGGUUUCUAUAAUUUUAAGGCUCGGCCGGAUGACACCUGGGUGGCAUCUUAUCCAAGAUCAGGGACAACAUGGACGUUAGAAUUGGUUUGGCUGCUAUCAAAUAACUUGGAUUUUGAAGCCGCGGGAAAACGUUUUUUAGCUGAGAGAUUCCCCUUUCUCGAAUUCAGCCUGUUCAAUCAUCCCGAGGUGACGCGCGAAUUCCUGGAGAUGAACAAGAACGAUGAAGCGAAACAGCAGCUAUGCCGCGAGAUAACCAAACCCGGCUACGAGGUCGUCGCCCAGAUGCCAUCACCUAGAUUCAUCAAGACCCACUUUCCUUUCAGCAUGCUGCCGGGACUUUUAGAUGUCGGGUGCAAGGUCGUCUACGUGGCUCGCAAUCCGAAGGACGUUGCUGUUUCAUGGUACAAUUUGAACAAGGCGAUUAAAACGCAAGGAUACAUAGGAGAUUUUUCCACCUUUUGGGAUUAUUUUCAAAAUGACCUCACACCUUGGAGUCCAUACUGGACUCAUUUGAAGGAAGCCUGGGCGCUAAAGAAUCAUCCAAAUCUUCUAUUUAUGUUCUACGAAGAAAUGACACAUGAUUUUCCGACAGCGGUCAGAAAGGUAGCAAAGUUCCUGAACAAAAUAUAUACUGAUGAACAAUUGGAUAAGCUAUCGACUUACCUGCACAUUAAGAACUUUAAGGAUAAUCCAAUGGUCAACUAUUCCGAAUUGAAAGCAUGUGGCAUCAUAAAACCAGGCAAUUUCGUUAGAAAAGGUGGCAGUGGCGGUUGGAAAGAUACAUUCACUCCGGAAAUCGAUGCCAAAGCAGACAAGUGGAUAGAGGAGAAUCUUAGAGACAGCGAUCUGUGCUUUCCUUUUUUCAAUAACAAUAUAGAUAAUAAUUGAGACGAAAUCGAAGACAUCCGAUCGUGAAUUGGCAUGGUAUUUACACUAGGCGUUAAAUUGUUAAAUUAAAUGUUAUUUUAUUAUAAAGCAAUUCUU
Messenger RNA from Linepithema humile (Argentine ant), 1542 nucleotides. RefSeq names its product sulfotransferase 1C4-like. Gene Ontology annotation, molecular function: sulfotransferase activity. Gene Ontology annotation, cellular component: cytoplasm. Gene Ontology annotation, biological process: sulfation. NCBI's taxonomy places the organism in Eukaryota, Metazoa, Arthropoda, Insecta, Hymenoptera, Formicidae. The record is from RefSeq and is a predicted model, not a curated record.